UUUAUCGGACGAAAAAAAAAUCAAAAACGUUUUGCAUCGAUUGAAAGCAAUGAAAUAGGAAGCUACUGGAAGUUAAAAAUUUUUUUCUUACAUUUAUCAUCAAUAGUUAGACACUGAAAGUUUGAAUAGCGGUCCUACAGACGGGGAAUUCGGUGUAAAGGUCAAGGUUUUUGUUCUAUUAAAAUGAUUCUUACCAAGAAUGUACCUAAAUUAUUCGUCUGCUUUCCCGUUACUUGACGAACUCUACAAAAUGUACGAAACAUUUUCACUACGAUUUAACAAAGUAAUUACAAAUUGAGGAAUUCAUUUCAUUUUCCGCACAUAUUAACCUCUAACCAUACACACAUAAUCUAGUGGAAUUCCCGGGGGUUGGGGGGGAGGGAUUCGUUCCUUCUUCCACACUAGCCCAUUUCUACAGUAGCCCAUGGUCUGGUGGAGAACGAGAUGGUCCGAAAACUAGAGGUUAUGCCGUCGAGAGUAUGAUCUCACUCCAAAAACCGUCAAGUGAACCCUAAACACCAAAAUAAAACAAACUGCACUAUCAAAAAAACCCAAUAAUCGCAUAAGAGUGGCUCUCCAAUGGAGGAGAUAACGAAAGAAACCCUGGAGGAGCUCCGAGAGAAGUACCUGAAGGUUCGGAAGCUCCUGGACGAGCCCCAGGACGAGUCCAACCCCGGGGAAGGUCCUGACACAGCGACGAAGAACAGAGCAAUUGUGAUUCUCAACCAGAUGAAGUCAAAACUAGAGAGCAUUCUCAACAAUUCGUCGUCCCCUCCGAAACGCAUUCGCCCUAGUCUCGCAGUGGUGUGCCUGAACAUUGGGCUGAUCUGCAUCGACAACGAGGAGCUGAAGGACGCCGAGGAGAGCCUGAUGAGGUGCACAGAAGUCCUGAAGACCCUGGAGCUGACGCCAGAGGGAAUUCUCCCCUUCCUCAGCACGAUGAACCAACUGGCGAUCAUCUGGUUCCAGUGGAGUGAUUUCGAAAAGGCGAAGACGUUCGUCGAACGAGCUGAGGACUUCUACGGGAAGUACAAGGCUCUGGAGCCCCCUGAGGUGCCGGUGGGAAUGUCCGAGGUCUUUGGGAUUGAAAAUGCUGAGGAGCCGGCACCCAAUCACGUUCUGGAGAAGCUGCACACACUGACCCUCUACUAUUUGGCCCAGAUCUAUGGGAUCAAAAAGGAUCAUCAGCAGUCGGCACUCUACUGUCACAUGACCCUGCAGAAGCAGCUGGAACUUGCGGAUCUGGACUACAUCGAUUGGGCUCUCAAUGCAGCCACUCUGUCACAAUUUUUUAUGGAACGGAAACACUUCACACAGGCUAGACAUCAUCUCGCAGCUGCUUCGCAUAUUCUGGGGGUUUAUGAGGAGAAUUUGAAGGGCUGCGAGGAAAAGGGGAGCGAUAGUGAGGAGGUGAAGGCUGCCAAGUGGGAGCAGUUUAGACAUCGGAGUGCUGAUGUCGCCAGGUGUUGGGGAAAGUACGGAAUCCUCUUGAUGAGUAUGUCCCGAGACCGACUAAUUGCCCUAGCUGACAACGUUGACAACGAAAAAUCGAUAGACGUCAGUAAUACCGAUGCUGACGAGCCCGUGGGAAUCGACGAAGACCUCCUCAAGAACAUGAAAUUCGAAAAAUUAGAGAAGGAAAUCCACCCCAUCGAGGAGCAGAUCACUGACAAGUACCUCCUGGACUUCAGCGACGCCAGGAAGGUCUUCCUCAACGUCCAGAAGUGGCUGGAGGAGGCGAAGAAGUACUACGCACUGGAGACUCAUGCCUCUGACUACGUUCACAUAGUCCAGGAUGUCUCCCAGAGCUACAAGUACUUGUCCUUCUUCGAGGACGACGACGACAGACAAGCCAAAAUGCACAAGAGACGAGUUUAUGUCCUUGUAGAAGUCAUCAAGGAGCUGAACCCCAGGUACUACCAGGCAGAGUGUCGACAGAUCUGGAUUGAACUGGGGGAAACCUCCUCAGCAAUUCUGGACAUUAAAUUAGACAAACUGAGGGCCAGUGACAAACGACCGACGCCCCAUGCCCUCAACAAAAUCAAUCAUCUCGCUAAAUGUGGGAUCAAUUACUACAAGAAGUUCCUGGACUCGAUGAAGGAGAAUGAGACGUCACCACCGGUCAGGGAGUUCCCUCAGGAACUCGUGAAACCUGCCCUGUUUGCUUACUUCCACAUUGGCACGCUUUGUAACAAAAUUAUCACUCCGGAUAAAUUAACGCAACUGGAUAACCUGAAGGCCAGUGUUGAGGCCUAUAAGUUCCUCGUGGAUUACUGCCAGCGGCAUGAAGAUGCUGCUGAGUUCAUGAGGGCUGAGUUGAAUGUCUGCAGAGAUCUUGUUAAUUUGUUACCUCUGAAGAUUAAUAAAUUGACGCAGUCGCUUAGUGCAUCGUAAAAUGUUUGUUUUUUUAUUGAUUGAUUUAAGUAAUUAAGCGAUUAAUUCGUGGGAUUUGAGUUAAUUGAAGGGAUUUGGUCAAUUGAUCGAUCGUUGAGUGAGUUUGUUGAUUCGUAAUUAUUGUAAAGUUGUUGUUAGUAGUGGGAAAAUUUUUGGAUGAAGUUGAGAGAAAUCUCGAAAUGUUUAAAUUGAGGAGAAAAUCAAUGGAGAUUGCAAAUUUAAAUUCGAUAAUUUAGGGAAAAUUGAGGAAAUUCGAGUGCAUCGUGUUAUUACUUCAAUUUUCAGGUGAAAUUUAAAAUUUUACACUGUAAUAAGCGUAACGUAAAAUGUCUUAUUUUUUAAUGCUGAUUGGUUGACGUAACUGAUCAAUUGAUUCAUGAAAAUUAAAUCAACAGGAUUGAAUAAAUAAUUAUGAUAGUUGCAUGAAUUGCAAUUCAUCAAUUAUCAUUCAUUAUUAUUCAAUUCAUGAAUUGGUUAAUUUAUCGAGCGUUGAAUUAGUUAAUUGACUCAUCAUUAUUUUGAGGAAGUUGUUCAGCAACACUAGUAGAAAAAUUUGCUCAAGAUUUCAGAAAAUCUUGUUGGUGGAGAAUUAUAAAUUAAAGAGAAAAUGAAUGGAAACUGCAAAUUUCGAUUCAAUGAUCCAGUGAAAAACAGGAAAAUUCAAUUGAAUGUAUUAUUAAACUUCUAAUUUAUGAUGAAAAUUCAAUUUCAAUUAAUAUAAAAAAUUCAACAAAACUUCAUAUUGAAAAUGCACAGAGAAUUGUGAAACUUCCUCUUAUUUUCACUUGAAUUUUCACCUGAAAUUUGAAAUUUCGUGAGUCAUUACCCCCGAUUUCAACUCAAUGUCACUCUUUCAUGACAUUUUUCAACACUGAAUUGAAAAUGCGAAAGAUGUCGAUUAUUUUUUCAUGGGACCUCAGGAUCUGUUAAUGAAUGAUAAAAAUGAUUUUGAAAGAAUCGAUUUCUUUAUACUCGUGAUAAUAAUACCUAAUUUUAUAAUGAUAAGACAGUAUGAAAGUAUAAGAGGUUUUCAAAACUAAUCACUUUAGCAUAUCUUUUUACAAUUGACACUAGUAUUGUUCAUACCCAAAAAUUAUUAUCGUUUAUUCAUAGUUUGUUAUGAUUUUUGAUAUACCAACGUAUACAUAAGCUAUCGUGAAAAAUAUGCAUAUGAGAAGAUAUUAGAACAAAACAGUAUUCACGAACUUCCAAGUGGAAACUAGAAAGAAAAAUGGGCUUAAAGAUAUUACUGAUAAUCAAAGAUGUUAGGUGCUUUCCAACUACUUCUUGAUACAGAAAUUGAACAGCUUCACGUUUCCAUGGCUUCCAUGGAUGCAUCCUGCAUGGGGACGUCGACUGGAGUCUCCAUUACAACAUCUUCGAUUUGGAAUUUUUGUACUGUAUACUGUUUCUUCAAUUUUUCGUAAUGUUUC
Diachasma alloeum is the source of this 3827-nucleotide messenger RNA. RefSeq names its product protein KBP homolog. Bases 580 to 2394 code for a protein of 604 amino acids. The transcript has 2 exons. Lineage: Eukaryota; Metazoa; Arthropoda; Insecta; Hymenoptera; Braconidae. The record is from RefSeq and is a predicted model, not a curated record. Gene Ontology annotation, molecular function: protein binding.